GGUGAAUGAUGAAAUUGACCAGAGCUGCAGUUUCAGCUCAGCAGCCAGGGAAACAGCGGAGCCGCUCAACACCCCCCGACGCCCCCAACACACAUUGCCUACCUACGCUCCCUCCCCACCCCCACCCGAAAGUUCAGCCUAACUUUAAGAAGGGCCUUUAAGCCUUAUCCCUCCCUUCAUCUCAGCCAGGUCCUCGCACCAGCGAACAGGGGGACGAAGCGAGACACCCGAGUAGGACAGCGGCUGAGAGCCACGGGAGACGAGACGGGGAGAGUCAGAUCACUGAGGGAGGAGGAGUGCAGCCUGCGUCCACCAGCCCUAGGGGGGAAGAGAGCGAGUUGCAAAGCGAUCAACAACGUGCGGCAAUGUAGGAAACUGUUAGAUCCCCGCUCCGAAGAUCGGAAAUAGCUUUUUUUUUUCCUCUCUCUGAGGUGGUGCUUUCUUUCGCCCCCACCCCUCCCUCUUCUGCUUAAAGCAAACCAGGGCCACCAAAGAGUGUGAGCCACAACUACUGCUGCUCUUCCUUCGGAGUUUAUUUCUUGGGAUAUUGAUUGCAGGCUUGGGAACAACCCUAAGCUCAUCUUUGGGCUUCUGGAAGCCUCAAAUCAUCGCUAAUCUGGAGGUGUCUUGUUUUUCUUUCCUGAUUUAACAGAAACUGCUAUUUAAUUUAUUACUGUCACUGUGUGUGUGAAAGAGAGCGUGUGUAAAGAGAGAAGGAAGUAGAUUUUUCUGCAGAAAGGGUGGCAGGAGCGUGGACGGUACAUAGCCUUCCUUAUUUAUGUGUCUGUCAGCAUUCUCCUUCAUCCAAAGAAUCAAGGGAAAGUAUCCAACCUGUGUUUCCCGUUGAGUGAAGCACAAGGAAGGACUGGAGAUAUCAAAGCAACAUGAUUAUUUAUUGAACUCCAAACUUAAAAAAAAAAACCCAAAGAAUAUCCGAGAUUUCGCCCACUGUUCAAGAAAGAAGAGAGGCCCCUUUGCUCCUGAAAUGCAGCAAAAUCCUUAUUUAUAAACGGGCUAAAGACACUGAUAUGAAAAGGCCCCUCUACUCGAAUUUUCUAUCCUAUGGAUAUCAGUCUUGAGAUUUCGAAAUAGGAAGAUCUGUAUUGGAUCUAGCAGCAACUAUCAUUUCAAUGCCUAGUCUUCCCUGGGACUGUUGGCAUUUCCUAGAAAUUAAACUGGUACUGUAUGCCAUGGGCUGUAUUCAGAGCAUCAGCAGCAAAUCCAAAAUUUUCCGAGAAAGUAUUUCGGUGAUUGAUGUGAAAGCUUCUAUAGACCCCAUCCCCACCAGCAUCGAUGAGUCGUCUAGCGUGGUUCUCCGCUACAGGACACCACACUUCCGCGCCUCGGCCCAGGUGGUCGUUCCGCCCAUACCUAAGAAGGAGACCUGGAUCGUUGGCUGGAUUCAAGCGUGCAGCCACAUGGAGUUUUACAACCACUAUGGGGAGCAGGGCAUGUCCAGCUGGGAGCUCCCAGACCUUCAAACAGGGAAGAUCCAGGCCAUCAGUGACUCAGAUGGGGUGAACUACCCUUGGUAUGGUAACACCACAGAGACUUGCACCAUUGUGGGUCCCACCAAAAGAGACUCCAAGUUUAUCAUCAGCAUGAACGACAAUUUCUACCCCAGUGUCACGUGGGCAGUGCCGGUCAGCGAGAGCAACGUGGCCAAACUGACCAGCAUCUACCGAGAUCAGAGCUUCACCACCUGGCUGGUGGCCACCAACACCGCCACCAACGACAUGGUAAUCCUUCAGACUCUCCAUUGGAGGAUGCAGCUGAACAUCGAGGUGAACCCCAACAGGCCCUUGGGACAACGUGCCAAGCUCCGGGAGCCAACUGCCCAAGAGCAGCCCCAGAUCCUGAGUAAGAAUGAGCCAAUACCACCUAGUGCCCUUGUCAAACCGAAUGCCAAUGAUGCUCAAGUCCUCAUGUGGAGGCCGAAGGAUGGGCAGCCCCUUGUGGUGAUUCCUCCCAAAUACCGGUAACGAGCAGGGGUCCUGGCACCGAAUGGGAGGAGAACACGCUCUGAUCUGCUAGUUUAAGACAAACAGAUAAUAAUAAUAAUGAUCAAAACAAA
This is a messenger RNA of Monodelphis domestica (gray short-tailed opossum), 2074 nucleotides long. It is a transcript of the gene FAM78A, whose product is annotated as family with sequence similarity 78 member A. The record is from RefSeq and is a predicted model, not a curated record. NCBI's taxonomy places the organism in Eukaryota, Metazoa, Chordata, Mammalia, Didelphimorphia, Didelphidae.